AUGCAAGAAGCAGAGAGGGUCAAGGACAAGUUCCUCCAAGAUUAUCUGUCAUGUCUGGCCUCAAGUUCUCUCAGUGUCUCGUUCCUGGUUCGGCGUAAGAUCAUUGGGAACCCUGUGUAUCUACAUCGAAUUCCUAACAUAACAGAUUGUAAGUAG
Dovyalis caffra is the source of this 156-nucleotide messenger RNA. The record is from the annotation of a GenBank genome assembly. Lineage: Eukaryota; Viridiplantae; Streptophyta; Magnoliopsida; Malpighiales; Salicaceae.